ACCUCCGCUUCAAGACAUCUGUUCCUUUCUAACAGAGCGCGCCCCCGUUUCCAGAGCUGUGACUGAACGACUGACUCUCGUGGUCCCCGGACUGGUGAUUUCCACAUUUGCCCGUGAAAUCAACCAAAGAUGAAGAUCGACGUUGACUCAAACUCACCCUGCUCUUCUUUUCGCAGUUUGUAGACUGGAGGGAAUUGGAACAAGGAUUUUGCCUCCUCUCCAUCACUCUCGUCCGAGCAGAGAGAGUCGCCACCGAGCGUCAAAAGUCCGGUGCCAUUGAGUAGCCGAUUUCUUUUUGUCUGCCCUCUAGCCGGAGGUUUCGCAUCCUCCGCGUCUGGCUUGGAUGGGAAAGGACAACGAAGGGCGAGUGAAAAGAUCGGGGUUCUGAUGUUUGAAUAUUUUGCGCUUCUGGACAUUUAAUUGGUCGUAUUCAGUCAUCGUUGAGAGACUACUGUGAUUAUGGAGUCGGUAGAAAAGGAGUGCGGAGCGUUGGGUGGAUUAUUCCAAGCUAUCGUCAACGACAUGAAGAGUUCAUAUCCAGUGUGGGAAGACUUCAGUGCCAAGGCUACUAAACUGCACUCCCAACUCAGGACCACAGUUCUGGCAACAGUGGCAUUUCUAGAUGCCUUUCAGAAGGUGGCAGACAUGGCGACCAACUCAAGAGGAGGCACCAGGGACAUAGGUUCAGCUCUGACCAGGAUGUGCAUGAGACACCGCAGCAUCGAGACUAAACUACGCCACUUCACCAAUGCUCUUAUGGAAGGCCUAGUCACUCCUCUCCAGGACAGGAUAGAAGAAUGGAAGAAGACAGCUAACCUGCUGGACAAAGACCACGCCAAAGAAUACAAGCGGUCUCGCCAGGAGAUCAAGAGGAAGUCCUCAGACACCAUGAAGCUCCAGAAGAAGGCCAGGAAAGAGCUUCUAGGCCGGGGUAACCUGCGUCCCCAGCUGGACAGUGCCAUGCAGGACGUCAGUGACCUCUACCUUCUGAUGGGGGAGACCGAGAAGCAGGCGGUGCGCCGGGCCCUCCUAGAGGAGAGGGGGCGCUACUGCUUCUUCAUCAACCUGCUGAAGCCUGUGGUGAAUGGAGAGAUAGCCAUGCUGGGAGAGAUCACUCACCUGCAGGCCAUUGUUGAUGACCUCACUGUGCUCACUGAAGACCCACACAAACUGCCCCCGGCUAGUGAGCAGGUGAUCGGGGACCUGAAGGGUUCAGACUACAGUUGGUCCUACCAGACCCCUCCCUCCUCUCCCAGCAGUGCUGCCUCCAGGAAGAGCAGUAUGUGCAGUAUCCUCCAGAUGCCAACUGUCGGUGCCCAUCGUCUCAGUAGUGUCUCCUCCCAUGAUUCAGGGUUCAUCUCUCAGGAUGCCAACACCCACUCCAAGCCCCCCUCGCCCAUGCCCUCUGACAUCACCAGCCAGAAGUCCACCAGCUCAGCCUCCUCUGAGGCAUCAGAAACCUGCCAAUCUGUCAGUGAAUGCAACUCUCCCACCGCGUUUGGCUCGGGCUCAUCCUUCGGUACCUUCCGCCCCGCUCUCUCACACACUGGCUCCAUCAGGCCUCUCUCUGUCAUACUUCCUGGGUCCCCCACAUUUAACCGCUCUCCUGGAUCCAAACCCCCCUCACCCAUCUCAAAGGUUCCUAGCUGGAAGGAUUGGUCUAAAACCAGUACCUAUGAGCCCUCACUGGCUACCACUCUGCAGCAAAGGAGAGAGUCAUUGGACAGGAUGAGGGAGCAGGAGGUUCCUUCCAGUCCUAAAGGGUUCUCUGGGAUGCACCCAGACACUCAUAGGUCCAGGAUGGCCCAAGCUACUAUAGCAGCCAAGCACGGCGGUGAGGCCAUGUCCCCAGCAGCCAGUACACUAGCCAUGGUGCUGACCCGUGGUCUCAGUAUAGAGCAGCAGAAGAAUAGCAGGGAAUCUCUGCAGUAUUCCAGUGGCUACAGCACCCAGACCAACACACCCUGCUGCUCAGAGGACACCAUCCCCUCACAGGGGUCUGACUAUGAGUGCUACUCUCUGAACGGGGACGCUGAUACCAGCAGGGAGGCUGACUUCGACAAGUCCUCCACCAUCCCCCGCCACAGCAACAUCGCCCAGAACUACCGCCGCAUGAUCCAGACCAAGAGGCCGGCCAGCACCGCCGGGUUACCCGCCGGAGUGAGCCCUCCUGGUGGUAUGCAUGGAGUGAUUUAUGGGGGUGAUGGAGGGCGUGAUGGGAGGCACGGAGCCAUCACCUCUGGAACAGCCACCAUCCGCCGGACCCCCUCCUCCAAAACGGGGGUGAGACGCACACCGUCCACCUCAGGCCCCAUCGCCAUCCGCCCCCCCAUCGUUCCAGUCAAGACCCCCACGGUGCCAGACUCUCCUGUCUACUCCCCCUGUUACUCCCCCAGCUACUCUCCCAGCCUUAUCCAGAGCAUGGGAAGUGAAGAGUACCUGUAUGGGGACGAGACUCCAUCCAGUGCCUUGGAGUACAUGAAAGCCUCCCCCAAGCGGCUGAGCCUACCUGACACCACCGCCUGGAGCUCCGGAGGGGGGCUGGACCAAAGUGUCUAUGCCCAGCAGCCCCCUGGCAUGACAGGCCUCAGCCUAGAGGAGGACCCCCAGCUGGCAGCCAACCGCCACAGCCUGGUGGAGAAGAUCGGAGAGCUCGCGGCCAGCGCCCACGCCCUGGGCGAAGGUCAGUUCCCCUUCUCCUCUCUGGACCCUCUGCCAGCGGACCCAAUGGGUACCAACUCUGUAACCCAACACCCACAACAACCACCACACAGGCCCCAGGAGGGCGUGGACAUGCUGGUGUCCAUACGGAGAGGUGUGAGGCUCCGCAAGGCGGUCUCCAACGACAGAUCAGCCCCCAGGAUACUGCAGGAUACUGCAGCAGCAUCCAGGAUACUGCGGUAGUAUCUACUGGGACUGACCACAGAACUGUGGUGCCACUGCAAGCUCUAGUAGUGAAAUGAAUGAACACUCAUCUUCGACAGGAAAAGACUGCAUGAAAUGAAAGGGAAAACGAGUGUCAAUGUGUAAAGAUUCAAUGAAUGGCCAUGGGUGGCCAAUGGACAAAUUUCACGUAAUGAAUUGCGUACAAAUGUAUUUUUAUGUCGUAUUCCUAUUUCCCAUGUUGUCUGUGGGCUUAGUGGCUGUGGUUGUCUAUUCCCUCUGUCUCCUAAUGAAUCAGCCCAGGCACCUUUCCUUUAGACUCAGCGAUCAGGGCCUGUAUUCACAAAGUGUCUCAGAGUAGGUGUGCUGAUUCGUGUAUAAUGAAUCUAUAAUACAAUUAUAUGGACAAUGGUGCUGAGUGAUUAGUGCUUUUUGAGGUCUGUUUGGUUUCGGUUCGAUUAUAUAUACAGUACAACUACUCAUUCAAGGGUUUUUCUUUAUUUUUACAAUUUUCUACAUUGUAGUAUAAUAGUGAAGACAUCAAAACGAUGAAAUAACAAUUGCCUUGAUGACAGCUUUUUUUUCUUCUUCUUUUUUCUCCCCAAUUUCAUGGUGUCCAAUUGUUUAGUAGCUACUAUCGCUACAACUCCCAUACGGGCUCGGGAGAGACGAAGGUUGAAAGUCAUGCGUAAUCCGAUACACAACCCAACCAAGCCGCACUGCUUCUUAACACAGCGCGCAUCCAACCCGGAGGAAACACAGUGCACCUGGCAACCUUGGUUAGCGCGCACUGAGACAAGGAUAUCCCUACCGGCCAACCCCUCCCUAACCCGGCUGACGCUAGGCCAAUUGCGCGUCGCCCCACGGACCUCCUGGUCGGUUAUGACAGAGCCUGGGCGCGAACCCAGAGUCUCUGGUGGCACUGCCCCACCCGGGAGGCCCUUGAUGACAGCUUUUUAAUGAAGACAUUGUCACAUCGUUUGUAAUAAAUGGACCAAGAUGCAGCGUGGUAUAGUUCCAUCCUCUUUAUUUUGAAGUGAAACUCAAAGAAAACAAUAAAUGCAAACCGAAAUGCAGGCAACCAUACAUAGUCAAGAUCCCACAAAGCACAAAUGGAAAAAGGCUCCCUAAAUAUGAUCCCCAGUUAUUGACAACGAUAAACAGCUGCCUCUGAUUGGGAACCAUACCAGGCCAAUAUGGAAAUAUAAUCACCUAGUCACACCCCGACCUAACCAGCAUAGAGAAUAAAAAGCUCUCUAUGGUCAGGGCGUGACAGACAUCAACACUAGGAAAUAACACAUAUGGAAUCAUGUAGUAACCAAAAAAGUGUUAAACAAAUCAAUAUAGAUUUUAAAUGUUAUAUUCUUCAAAGUAGCCAACCUUUGCCUUGAUGACAGCUUUGCACACUCUCACUAUUUUUGUAGUUCUUCAAAGUAAAUAAGGCAUACUUUUAUGACUGCUGAAUACCAACUAUCAAACACUUAAAUGAUGUAUUUUCAAGAAAAAAUACCUCAUGAAGCGAGAGCUCUCUCUCGAUCGCACAUUAAUCUGUCUCUUUUACGUAGUUGGCGUAAAAGAAACAAACCGGACCAGUAGGCGCUCAAUGGAUUAUGGUCAUUGUAGUUCAUGUUUUCUGAGCUUAACAAUGUAGAAUAUUGGCCUGUUGGAAACUACUACAACAUCACAGAGUUCGGGCUUGAUCUGAUUGUUCUUUAGAGAAACUGCAUAAUGUGUGCAUUGAGUUUACAGAAAACGGAACAAAAUGGGCUUCAAAUAAUUGAACCAAUGUCUGUCAGUUUAGUUGUUAAAAUACGGAAAAAUAACUGAAAUGUCAGUUAAUCACUCAGCACUAAUGGACAAGGAUGAUUUUAUCCUAGAUCAGCACUCCUACUCUUAAAUGCUAUAUGAAUAUGGGCCCAGGAGGUAAUUUCAAAAUGGCGGUUGAAUGCUGUGUCUUAUUGUGUGUGUACUAACACAGCCAUCUGUUGUCUGAAAGUGACGGAGCUCAUUUGCUCUGUGAGCCUGUCUGUAUGUUAUGUUGUGUAUUAUUAUACUGAUGUAUGUAUUGCCGUUUGUAUCAUAAGCUGAACACCAAUGUAUGUUACAUAUCGGAGAAAUGUAAAAGUAAUGUAAAAUAGGAGCGAUGUGGCAGUGGUUUUAUUGCUGUACUGUACUACCAAUUUAUUCUGCAAUUAAACCAACCUUUUCCUGUAGAGGGAAGUUGCCCUUUA
Oncorhynchus kisutch (coho salmon) is the source of this 5114-nucleotide messenger RNA. RefSeq names its product MTSS I-BAR domain containing 2a (gene mtss1la). Gene Ontology annotation, cellular component: actin cytoskeleton; cytoplasmic side of plasma membrane. Gene Ontology annotation, biological process: cell projection assembly; plasma membrane organization. The record is from RefSeq and is a predicted model, not a curated record. Bases 460 to 2904 code for a protein of 814 amino acids. The transcript has 15 exons. Gene Ontology annotation, molecular function: phospholipid binding; actin binding. NCBI's taxonomy places the organism in Eukaryota, Metazoa, Chordata, Actinopteri, Salmoniformes, Salmonidae.